CUCUCUCCACUUCCUGCUACUGCAGGCCUCUCCUCCGAGAACAGGUAGGGCCCCCAGGAACCGAGCAUCUGGCAUCUUCAGCCCCUGCUGCCUCCCUUUGGUAUGAGGCAGCUGCCCUGACCCACCCCUGCCACGCACUGCCCACAGCCUCCUCUCCUGCCACGAGGCCAGGUCAUGACUCACUGGCUUCCUGCAACCUGACGAUGGCCCAGCCAGAAGACAAGGCACCUGAAGUCCCCACAGAGGGGGUGAGGCUGGUCCCACCACAGGUGAACAAAGCAGACAGGACCCCUCUAGGGGUCCUCAGCACCCUAGAGCCACUUACUCGCCUGCAGAGGACAUGGGGGGUGUGGCAUGUGCCAGAGCUGGAUACCCAGGAUGCGGAGGCCCUUGUGGGGCUGUGGCCACUAGGGAGUUUCUUGGUCACAGGACGUGACCCCAGCCAGGCCCUGGUGUUGAGGUCAGGACCUUUACCAGGAGAAGUCAAUACCUACCAGAUCCAGAAGAUUCCCAGAGGUGUGUCCCUGGAAUCCUCCAACCUCUGCAUGCCAGACCUGCCCCAUCUCCUGGCCUUUCUAUCAGCCAGCAGGGAUGUUCUGCCCAGAACCCUGCUCUUGCCCCCUCCCACUCUAGGGCCCAGAGAUGAACACACAGAUCCUGUGCAGAUCGGCAGGGUCCAACAGGACACCCCAGGGAAGGUGCUUUCCAUUGUGAACCAGCUCUACCUGGAGACCCACAGAGGCUGGGGGAGGGAGCAGACCCCUCAAGAAACAGAGCCAGAGGCUGCUCAGAGACAUGAUCCAGCCCCCAGGAACCCUGCGCCUCACGGGGUCUCCUGGGUGAAAGGCCCGCUCAGCCCGGAAGUGGACCAUCCUGGGCCGGCUCUCGCCAGCCUACUGGAAGAGGAGGAGGAAGACCUUGAAGGAAAGGAGGAAGGAAGGGAGGACGACCCUGAAGAGGAAGGCCCUGAGGACGUGCUCACCAUUCACGUCCAGUCUCUGGUCAGGGCCCGGAGCAGCUACGUGGCCAGGCAGUACCGAAGCCUUCGGGUGCGCAUCGCCUCAGAUUCUGGGGGUCCCCACGGGUCUGGGGACCCGGCCACGGAGCUGCUUCAGGAUGUGCGGCACCUCCUUACUGACCUCCAGGAUCACCUGGCAAAGGACUCCUACAUCAGGGCUGUCUUUGGAAGCAGGGGUCCUGGGCUCCCCAAGAAGGACGAGGAUCCAGGCCCCGCGCUGGAGACGGCGGUGUGCCAGGCGGUGCUGGCGCCCCUGAAGCCGGCCCUGUGGACACGACUCCGCACACUCCGAGCACCGGAGCUGCGGCGGCUGCGGCGGCGACAGACAGCCCUGCGGGCGGGGGCGGGGCCUCCGGGGGCACAGGGGCCGGGACCGGAAGGGCAGAGCCCCGCCCCCGCCUUGCGGAGCCGCAUCCACGAGCGCCUUGCGCACCUCCACGCUGCCUGCGCCCCGCGCCGCAAGGUGGCGCUCCUCUUGGAGGUGUGCAGAGAUGUCUAUGCGGGCCUGGCUCGAGGCGAGAACCAAGAUCCCCUGGGGGCCGACGCCUUCCUGCCGGCGCUGACCGAGGAACUCAUCUGGAGCCCGGACAUUGGGGACACGCAGCUGGACGUAGAGUUUCUUAUGGAGCUCUUAGAUCCAGAUGAGCUGCGGGGAGAGGCUGGGUACUACCUGACCACGUGGUUUGGGGCGCUGCACCACAUUGCCCACUACCAGCCCGAAACAGACCGCGCUCCCCGGGGGCUCAGCUCCGAGGCCCGCGCCUCCCUGCACCAGUGGCACCGCAGGCGGACGCUGCACAGAAAGGAUCAUCCCAGAGCCCAGGUGACUGCCCAUCUGGCUGCAAGUAGAAGGGAGGGUGAGACCUGGUGCCCUUCUGACCCAGCUCCCACCUCUCCCCACAGGCCAACCUGCCCUUUAAGGAGCCAUGGGCAGAAGAGACUGUGACAGGGACCAGUGACAACUAGGGGUUUCACACCCCUCCGUUCAUGCCUGUAAUCCCAACAUUUUGGGAGGCCAAGGUGGGAGGAUUGCUUGAGCCCAGGAGUUUGAGACCAGCCUGGGCAAAACAGUGGGACCCCCAUCUACCAAAAAAAAAAAAAAACAAAAAUUAGCCGGGCGUGGUGGCGUACUCCUGUGGUACCAGCUACUCAGGAGGCUUUGCAGUUUUAGACAGGCGUAUCAGAGAAAGCCUCACUGAGGUGACAUCUGCAGAAAGGCCUGAAGGAGGGGAGGGGAAGGGAGGAGCAGAGUGGGUAUUAGGAAGAGCAUUCCGAGAAGCAGGAUGAGCCAGUGCAAAGGCCCAGAGGUAGGCUGUUCCCUUUUCCUGGGACCCCUCCCUCCUCCUUGCUGCUCCUAAACCACAUAGGUCAGGAGUCUGGACUGACCCAGGUACGUCUGGCAUCUUGCUUGAGGAACAGGGGGUUUUGUUUUGUUUUGAAAGAACGUCUCUGUCUGUUGCCCAGGCUGGAGUGUAGUGGCAUGAUCUCGGCUCACUGCAGCCUUAACCUCCUGGCUCAAACAAGCCCCCUGCCUCUGCCUACCAAGUAGCUGAGACUACAGGCACCUACCACCGUGCCUGUCUAAUUUUUAAAAUUUUUUAUAAAGAUGAGGUCUCUCUUUGUUGCCCAGGCUGGUCUCAAACUCCUAACCUCAAGCAAUCUGCCCACGUCGGCCUCCCAAAGUGCUGAGAUUAUAGGCGUGAGCCACCGUGCCCAAUUGUGAUCGUUUUUCCCAAAGAAUGUAUCACAUGCUAACAAACCAUAUAUUUAUGUAUUUCAUUGUUCAUAGUAACUACAAUUUAAAAAACUAAAAAGAAACAAGUGAGGCCGGGUGCGGUUGCUCAUGCCUGUAAUCCCAGCACUUUGGGAGGCCAAGGUGGGCAGAUCACCUGAGGUCGGGAGUUCAAGACCAGCCUGACAAACAUGGAGAAACCCGUCUCUACUAAAAAUACAAACUUAGCCGGGCAUGGUGGCGCAUGCCUGUAAUCCCAGCUACUCCGGAGGCUAAGGCAGGAGAAUGGCUUGAACCCGGGAGGCGAAGAUUGCGGUGAGCGGAGAUUGCGCCAUUGCACUCCAGCCUGGGCAACAAGAGUGAAACACCAUCUCAAAAAUAAAUAAAUAAAUAAAAAGAAACAAGUGAAGUUAACGUUAAUAAUAAUAUAUUUGAUUUAACACAAUGUAUCCCAAAUAUUAUCACUUCAACAUGUAUCCAUAUUAAAAAGUUACUGACAUAUUUAAAA
Homo sapiens (human) is the source of this 3258-nucleotide messenger RNA. It is a transcript of the gene RINL, whose product is annotated as Ras and Rab interactor like. NCBI's taxonomy places the organism in Eukaryota, Metazoa, Chordata, Mammalia, Primates, Hominidae. Gene Ontology annotation, molecular function: guanyl-nucleotide exchange factor activity. Gene Ontology annotation, cellular component: cytoplasmic vesicle; actin cytoskeleton; ruffle. The record is from RefSeq and is a predicted model, not a curated record. The coding region runs from base 204 to 1964 and encodes 586 amino acids. The transcript has 11 exons. Gene Ontology annotation, biological process: vesicle-mediated transport.